UGUGGAGGUUUUUGUGCAGACAGCAGCCCGGAAUAGUUAGCAUUGGACUGAUUUCUGCCACACAGUUCCCUUUGUGAGCACUUUUUCUGUCUUUAGUUUGGUGACCUGUGUACAGCAUCGUAUACAAUGUGUGGAAUUUUUGCAUACCUGAACUACUGUGUUCCACGUACCAGAAGAGAAAUUAUAGAGACUCUCAUAGUGGGACUACAAAGACUAGAAUAUAGGGGAUACGAUUCAGCAGGUGUGGCCUUGGAUAGAAAUAAUAAUGAAGACAAAGAAAGACAUAUCAAGCUGAUCAAGAAAAAGGGAAAAGUGAAGGCUCUGAAUGAAGAACUUAAUAAACAAGACGGACUGGAUUUAAAGGAAGAAUUCAAAACACAUUUUGGCAUUGCGCACACACGUUGGGCAACACAUGGAGUACCUAAUGCUGUUAAUAGCCAUCCGCAACGCUCUGAUGAAAAUAAUGAAUUUGUGGUUAUUCAUAAUGGAAUCAUUACAAAUUAUAAGGAUUUGAGAAAAUUUCUGGAAAUCAAAGGAUAUGAGUUUGAGUCAGAAACAGAUACUGAAGUCAUCCCAAAAUUAAUAAAAUAUGUCUAUGACAACAGAGAAAGUGAAGACAUCAGUUUUUCAACUUUGGUGGAGCGAGUUAUACAACAACUUGAAGGAGCUUUUGCACUGGUUUUCAAGAGUAUCCAUUAUCCAGGCGAAGCAGUGGCCACAAGGAGAGGAAGCCCUCUGUUAAUUGGUGUCCGCAGCAAGUAUAAGCUCUCAACUGAACAAAUUCCUGUAGUCUAUAGGACGUUAUCCCAGAGCACUUACACUUUGGACACAAACUGUAGCAAAUCUACCAAAGCUACAUCUAUUGGCCAUUUGGAAGAUGUACUCAUAGAAAACAACAUUGACAACAGGAAAAUUAUACCCAAAGCCAAGAGAAUGGACAGCUCCACAUGUCUCUAUCCAGUGGGAGCAGAAAAAUCUGUAGAAUUUUUCUUUGCAUCUGAUGCAAGUGCGAUAAUUGAACACACCAACAAGGUAAUUUUUCUUGAAGACGGUGAUGUAGCAUCUGUUGCAGAUGGAAAACUUUCCAUUCAUCGUAUUAAACGCUCAACAGGUGAUGAUCCCUCACGUGCAAUCCAGACCUUGCAGAUGGAGAUGCAGCAAAUUAUGAAAGGUAAUUACAGUGCCUUCAUGCAAAAAGAAAUCUUCGAGCAGCCAGAAUCUGUUGUUAACACCAUGCGAGGAAGAUUAAAUUAUGAGACCAAUACAGUUCUGCUGGGAGGUCUGAAAGAUCACCUGAAGGAAUUUAAACGAUGCAGAAGACUGAUCUUGAUUGGCUGUGGAACAAGUUAUCAUGCUGCCAUUGCUACACGUCAAGUAUUAGAAGAACUCACUGAAUUGCCUGUGAUGGUAGAGCUUGCUAGUGACUUCCUUGACAGGAAUACACCAGUUUUCAGAGAUGAUGUAUGUUUCUUUAUAAGUCAGUCAGGGGAAACUGCAGAUAGUCUCAUGGCAUUAAGAUACUGCAAGGAGCGAGGAGCACUAACCUGUGGUAUCACUAAUACAGUAGGAAGUUCAAUUUCAAGAGAAACAGACUGUGGAGUGCACAUUAAUGCAGGUCCAGAGAUUGGUGUCGCCAGCACAAAGGCAUACACAAGUCAGUUCAUUGCUUUAGUUAUGUUUGGUCUAAUGAUGUCUGAAGAUCGUAUUUCAAUGCAAGACCGGAGACAGGAAAUUAUAGAUGGUCUCAACUCUUUACCCAAAUUGAUUAAAGAAGUUUUGUCUUUGGACGAGAAAAUUAAUGACUUGGCUCAUGAACUUUACAAACAAAAGUCUCUUCUAGUAAUGGGACGUGGCUAUAAUUAUGCUACAUGCUUGGAAGGAGCACUUAAAAUUAAAGAAAUUACCUACAUGCACUCUGAAGGAAUUAUGGCCGGUGAACUGAAGCAUGGACCACUGGCCCUAAUAGAUAAACAGAUGCCAGUUAUUAUGGUCAUCAUGAAAGAUCCCUGUUAUUCGAAAUGCCAGAAUGCACUACAACAGGUGGUGGCACGCCAGGGGUGUCCAAUCAUUCUUUGUGUAAAGGAUGAUACUGAAAGCAGGAAACUAGCCUACAAAACGAUUGAACUACCGCACACUGUGGACUGUCUGCAAGGAAUUUUAUGUGUAAUCCCAUUGCAGUUGCUGUCUUUCCACUUGGCAGUGCUCAGAGGAUAUGAUGUUGAUUUUCCAAGGAAUCUUGCUAAAUCUGUGACCGUGGAAUAAAUAUUUAUACAUUAAUAGACGGUAUUCUGUUGAUGUAUAUAAAUAAUUUUAGCAUGCAUUUUAACAUUUGGUAUAAAAGAUAUAGUAGUUUUAUACAUAUAUGUUGUCUGCUUUUUAUGUCCUUUAUACCUAAGUGAAUAUUUUUAUUGUAAACUUUCUUUUAUAUACUUAAGUGCCAAAGAAGGGAACUGUUUACAUUUACUGUUGUGCAAUAUAUGAAUACUCUUCUGUUCAGGAUGACUGUGAACACGUUUGUAUAAUCAUUUUACUUUUUCAAAUAUUUUAAAGUAUUUAUAAAAAUGUAUAGUUAAGUUAUUUUUGUUUGUUUUCAUAUCAUGUUUAAUUUUGAACAGCAUUACUGAGAAAAAAAAGAAUAAUUUGCAAAGUGCAUUAAUGUAAAGCAAUUAAAGGGAUAUGAAACCCAAACAUUUUCAUUGGUGAUUCAGACAGAGCAUACCAUUUUAAUAAAAAGUUUCCAAUGUGCUUCUUUGUCAUAUAGUGCUCUUGCAAAUGCAUAAUAUUCUUGCAAAAGUGCUGCCAUAUAGUGCUCCGGAAAUGGGCCUGCUCCUAAGCAUAUGUCCCUGCUUUUCAACAAAAGAUACUAAGAGAACGAAGAAAAUUGAUAUUAAAAAUAAAUUAGAAAGUUGUUUAAAAUCGAAUGCUCUGAAUCAUGAAAGAAAAAAUUUAGGUUUCAUAUCCUUUAAUGAAUCUCAGCAGUGAACAAACUAUUUUUGUAAUAAUUGUUUUUAUUGAAUUUUCAAGAUUAAAAAAAAACAAAAAAAAACAAUAUUUAACCCAACAUGGGAAAUAUAACAUGAAAUAAUUAAAGGCGUAUCCAAACAGAGAAAGCAUGACUGUGAUUUUUGUCUUGAGUGAACAAAUUAUUUUCAGAUUUAAUUUUUCCAAAUAAACUGAUUCUUACAUGA
Bombina bombina (fire-bellied toad) is the source of this 3188-nucleotide messenger RNA. RefSeq names its product glutamine-fructose-6-phosphate transaminase 2 (gene GFPT2). The record is from RefSeq and is a predicted model, not a curated record. Bases 127 to 2262 code for a protein of 711 amino acids. Gene Ontology annotation, molecular function: L-glutamine:D-fructose-6-phosphate transaminase (isomerizing) activity; carbohydrate derivative binding. Gene Ontology annotation, biological process: UDP-N-acetylglucosamine metabolic process; fructose 6-phosphate metabolic process; protein N-linked glycosylation. NCBI's taxonomy places the organism in Eukaryota, Metazoa, Chordata, Amphibia, Anura, Bombinatoridae. The transcript is spliced from 20 exons.